Messenger RNA from Theobroma cacao (cacao), 1098 nucleotides. Its product is annotated as PTI1-like tyrosine-protein kinase At3g15890. NCBI's taxonomy places the organism in Eukaryota, Viridiplantae, Streptophyta, Magnoliopsida, Malvales, Malvaceae. Gene Ontology annotation, molecular function: ATP binding; protein kinase activity. The record is from RefSeq and is a predicted model, not a curated record. Gene Ontology annotation, biological process: protein phosphorylation.
ACUAUGAACUGGAGAUGUUUACUCUGUUGCAUCUCUCAAGAAAAAGAAGAGAUCAGGGUGAAAAAGAGCAGGGAUUACCCCUGGGAAAUAUACUCUAUCAAGGAGCUUCUGCACGCAACAAACAACUUCCACAACGAUAACAAGAUUGGCGAAGGCGGAUUUGGAAGCGUAUACAGGGGCCAUACAAGUAAAGGCGUCGAGAUAGCAGUAAAACGCCUCAAGGCGAUGAGUGCGAAGGCAGAGAUGGAAUUCGCGGUGGAAGUGGAGAUUCUUGGGAGAGUAAGGCACAAGAAUUUGUUAGGUUUGAGAGGGUUUUACGCCGGAGACGAUGAAAGAUUAAUAGUGUAUGAUUUCAUGCCUAACCAUAGCUUGAUCACUCAUCUGCAUGGCCAACUCGCCGCCGAUUGCUUACUAGAUUGGCCGCGUAGAAUGAGCAUAGCCAUCGGUUCAGCCGAAGGUCUAGCGUACUUGCAUCAUGAGGUCCAUCCUCACAUAAUACACAGAGAUAUAAAGGCCAGCAACGUUCUUCUAGAUGCAAACUUUGAAGCAAAAGUUGCUGAUUUUGGCUUUGCAAAGCUGAUACCAGAUGGUGUUACGCAUUUGACAACUAGGGUCAAGGGAACUCUGGGGUAUUUGGCCCCCGAAUAUGCAAUGUGGGGGAAAGUUUCCGAAAGUUGUGAUGUGUAUAGCUUUGGCAUUUUGCUUCUAGAGAUCAUUAGCGCCAGAAAACCAUUGGAGAAACUCCCUAGUGGUGUGAAGCGUGACAUAGUGCAAUGGGUCACCCCAUAUGUUCAAAAAGGUGCAUUUGAUCAUAUUGCAGAUCCCAGGUUGAAAGGAAAAUUCGAUCGAGCUCAGCUUAAAUCCGCAGUGACGAUUGCGAUGAAAUGCACGGAUAGCAAUCCGGAGAAUCGGCCUAGCAUGUUAGAAGUGGUGGAGUGGCUUAAGGGUGGUGUAGGGAGAAUAAGAAAAGAGGUGACCAACAUUGAAUACAUGCUUGAAGAAGAAGAAGACAAUGAUGACACUGAUACCCAUUUUGAGGGGUUUAGGAUGGCACAAUCUGAUACCAGAAGAAAAUGGGCACGUUCAAAAAGGAUUUGA